AUGAAGAUGACUCGUUGUAUGUCCCCUCAGCGUGCGAAACAAGUGCAGAGGACGUCAGUUAAAAUCUCGACAACGUGUUCCGAUGACCAUGUUAGAUCGUGGGAGAGCCAGCCAACGGCAAAGAAAACAUCAGUUGGAAACCUGAUGGUGGCUGGAGGGAUACUGUUCUCUGGCCUGAGCCCAAGCAAGACAUUGAGGUUUCUGACCUCCAUCGGAGUGGCAACAUACUGCACGAGAACAUUCUUCAGAUAUCAGACGGAUCUUCUGUUGCCUGCUGUGCAACAAGUUUGGAAUGAAGCACAAAAAGACCUUCUGGAGAAGAUUGAGCUUCCGGUUGCACUUGCCGGUGAUGGGCGCGCCGAUUCACCAGGAUUUUCGGCAAAAUAUGGAACUUACACGUUGCUGGACAUGAGAACAAACAAAAUAUUACACGUGGAGUUGGUCCAAUCAAACGAAGUUGGGGGCAGUGCCCGCAUGGAGCUCGAAGGCCUUGUACGGUCCAUACGGCACCUUGAAGGAUGGGGAGUAUCCAUCUCCACGUUGGUCACUGACAGGCAUUCGCAGAUAAGGAAGUACCUGAGGGAACAACAUCCGGAUAUUAAGCAUCUAUUUGACUGCUGGCACGUUGCAAAAGGGAUCAAAAAAAAGCUGAUGGCUGCGAGCCACCGCAAAGGUUUUGAGAGAAUUGGCUUGUGGACAAAAAGUAUCACCAGACAUCUGUACCACUGUGCAGCCACUAGUGGAGGAGAUGGAGAAUUGAUGCAGGCAAAGUGGUUGUCAAUGCUGAAUCACAUCGGUGACGUACACACUGGCCACAGUGAGGUCUUCCCAGCCUGCGAGCAUGGCCCCCUUGAGCGUAGAAAAUGGAUUACACAAGGAACUGAUGCCCACGAUCGGCUGGCCACUAUUCUGGCAUCAAAGUCUUUUUUAAAAGAUGUCAAGCAGCUGUCGUCAGAGGGUCAAACGUUUAGCGUCGAGACGUUUCAUUCGACAUUGAUUCAGUUUGCCCCCAAGUCUGUGGCCUACUCGUACACCAUCAUGGCUGCAAGGACCUUCAUAGCAGCACUGCAUUACAAUGAAAAUUCAAACAGAAAGCAGCGAAAAACAAAAGAUGGACAACCACAGUGGAAAAGAAAAUAUCCGAAGGCGCAAGGUGGAGAACCAGUGGUCCAAGAACUCAUGGAGGAUGCCACAUACAACUACAUUGACCGGUUGUUGGAGACGGUCCUGCAGUUAGAGCGGCAGCCGACUGCCCACUGCUCAACAUCACGUCCUGUGCCUCCCCCACUCAGCCAGAGCCAACCACAUGUUCCUACCCAAGAACUUGUUAGGAAGCAUCGCCAGAGAUUCAGCCUUCCUUGAGAGCUAACUAUCCAACUGCUUGUAAGAUACAAAAGAAAUUCGUUGUAGCCCAUAGC
This is a messenger RNA of Ixodes scapularis (black-legged tick), 1418 nucleotides long. RefSeq lists its product as uncharacterized. The transcript has 8 exons. The record is from RefSeq and is a predicted model, not a curated record. Bases 1 to 1362 code for a protein of 453 amino acids. Lineage: Eukaryota; Metazoa; Arthropoda; Arachnida; Ixodida; Ixodidae.